AUGGAGUCUCAAGAAUUCACAACUACUAACCCUUCUUUCUAUCAUCCUAGCCAGCAAAAAGAAAUGUUAUACUCUGUUGAAGCACGGGAGAGACUUGAAUCACCAGAGCUACACCUAACAACAAAAGAAUGUAGUGUCAUUCAAAUUACCCCCAAAGCGCUCACUGUAGCUAUCUCAGGAUGCACCUCAUCAGGCAAAACAACGUUGGCAUUACUACUUUCAGAAAUCUUCUCUUCUCCAACUACAAAACACUCGACAGACAAUAAAUCUCCACAUAUAUCCAAGGAAAAUAAUCUAGGCGAUGCAAAAGCUACACAUCUCUUUACAACCAUAAUCCAUCAGGACGCUUUCUUCAUUCCGAAAGCUGACUGUCCAUUGGUCCAAUUUAACAGCGCUCCUAACGACAAACGUUUUGUAAAAGAAAGUCUUGCUCAAAAGAACGAAACCCCAGUCUAUUUCUACGCCCGAACUGGCACGAAUGGGGAAGAAAAUGUACAGAUCAUCGGACCAAAUACUGAUUGUAUGGAAGCGGUCAAUUUUAGCAAUCUACUUCGAAUGGUUCAAGCUGCGCAGGCCAAUACUCCCGAGUCAAAAAUCUGUGUUCAAUAUAAAGAUGACGCAGACAAGAAGAAACUGAUUGAGCAAUAUUCCGGGGUGAUCGAAAGCAUGCGCAGAAGGGUUGGGGAGUGCUUAGCCGUUGGAACAGGUAGUCAUAUGAGAAACCAUGUUGUUGCGGACUAUAACUAUGGAUGGGUAUUUGUUGAGGGAUUUCUAUUAUUCAGCAAAACUCUGCCUUCUGACGACAGAAGCACAUGGCUGGAUGCAUCCUCAGAGGUCGAAGACCGUUGCGCAGGGCGAUCAGAAAACGUACGACAAAAACUCGAGAAAGAAGCUGCAUUGAAGGAAAAUUCUAUGAUGAGAACGAAGGAAGAGAUGGUCGUGGCAAAGGCAGCUUUAAUGCAAGAAUUUGAUAUCAAACUAUUCUUGCCUACUAGCAAGGAGGUCGCUAAAGAGAGGAGAUUGAGCAGGUUCCCAUACAUCGACUUUCCAGCUGGUGGAAGAUGUCCUGGACAGAUGUGGAAGUCAGAAGGAUACUUUGAAGAAGUUGUUUGGAAGGGUUAUGAAGAUUCAUUCGGUUGGCUGUUAAGAGAGGCCGGAAAGGAGAAUGUCGACGGCGUGUUUGUUAGAACUACUGUCGAUGACACAGUUGAGAAUACUGUUUAUUGGGCAGUUGAUGUCAUUCUUCAAUUUUUGAAAGCAGGCCAUGAGGUGGUUUCGAAGGACAAUGCUCCAGGAGUUGAGAUCACAGGUACUUAG
Molecule: messenger RNA, 1317 nt
Organism: Botrytis deweyae
Lineage: Eukaryota; Fungi; Ascomycota; Leotiomycetes; Helotiales; Sclerotiniaceae
Exons: 1
Coding region: 1-1317 (438 amino acids)
Source: RefSeq, a predicted model, not a curated record